CAUACACCACAAUGUAAAUCACCAACAUUUUCAACACUCUCGUUUCAUUCUCUUUUCUUUUUCUUCUCAAUGAAAAGCAACCACUAAAGAAACUUAACACAAAAAACCAUUGGAUCAACAUGCACAAACACACCCUCUUUCUCUUUUAUGUCUUUCUCUCCACACUCACGGUUGGUUUAGCAGUGGAUCAUGCAGGAGACAAAAACCAAAACCCAUUCACUGCGAAAGCUUUUGCAAUUCGUUAUUGGGACAGAGUGAUCAAAAACAAGUUACCAAAACCAACAUUCAUCCUCAAUAAGGCAUCACCACUCAGCGCCACCGAGACCGCGGCUUUUGCGAAACACGCGGCAGCCAACACACUCUCCACAAAGUUGCCGGAGUUCUGCUCGGCUGCCCAUCUUCUUUGCUUCCCAGAAGUAACUCCAAAUCUUGCAAAACACUCUCAAGAUGGAAAAUUCUCCGUUUACAACGAUGGUCAGAAUUUCACCAACUAUGGCACAGAAAGACCUGGUGGAUUAGACUCCUUCAAGAACUACUCCAACGGCUUCGAAAACAAUCCGAUAAACGAGUUCCGGCAAUACAGCCGGAGCUCAGCCGGUCAUAACGACAGUUUCACCAACUAUGCUCUCGAAACCAAUGUUGCAGAUCAGAAUUUCAACACUUACGGCUCUGGCGCUGCCGGUGGCUCCGGCGAUUUCAAAGCAUAUGCUAAAGGCACCAACGUGCCUAACCUAAGGUUCACCACCUACUCCGUCGGCGUUGCAGGUAGGCAACAGGAGUUCACUAGCUACAGUGAAGCCGGAAACGCCGGUGAUCAGAGUUUCGGCAACUACGGAAAAGACUCCGCAGGUGCCGAAAACAAGUUCACGGCGUAUGGUACAGACUCUAAUGUUGCUUCUUCAGGUUUUUCAAGUUAUGCGGAUCAAGGUACAGGUAAUAAAGACACGUUUGUUAAUUACGGUGUUAAUAUGAAUAAUCCAACAGAAAAUUUCAAAAAUUAUGCAAGUGGAAGUUUAGGUGCUGCUGAAAAAUUCUCAAACUAUAGAGAUCAAGCCAAUGUGGGUGCCGACUCGUUUACUUCCUAUGCUAAGGACUCAACGGGUGGGACCCAUGUUGAUUUUGAUAACUAUGGUAAAUCUUUUAACGAAGGAACCGACAGUUUCAAAGGGUAUGCUAAAGGUGCUGAUGCGGAUCAUAAGAUAACAUUCAAAGGUUAUGGUGUUAAUAACACGUUUAAGGAUUACGAUAAAAAAGGUAUUUCUUUUGCUGGUUAUACUAAGAAAUCUUCUUCUUCAACAAAUUCUGUUAGUGAAAGUGUUAGUUUGGCAAAAAAAUGGGUUCAACCUGGUAAGUUUUUCCGAGAAAAGAUGUUGAAACAAGGGGUGGUUAUGCCUAUGCCGGAUAUUAAGGAUAAAUUACCGCCAAGGUCGUUUUUACCACGUACCAUUUUGACCAAAUUACCCUUUGCAUCUUCUAAGUUGAAUGAGUUGAAGCAAGUUUUUAAGGUGUCUGAGAAUUCCUCGAUGGAUAAGAUGAUAGUGGACUCAUUGGGUGAGUGUGAGAGGGCACCGAGUAUGGGUGAGACAAAGCGUUGUGUUGGUUCACUUGAGGAUAUGAUUGACUUUGCAACUUCAGUUUUGGGCCAUGAUGUAACUGUUCGAUCAACUGAGAGUGUAAAUGGAUCGGGCAAAAAUGUCAUGGUUGGAAGGGUUAAAGGGAUCAAUGGGGGUAAAGUUACUGAAUCUGUGUCAUGUCACCAAAGUUUGUUUCCUUAUUUGCUAUACUAUUGCCACUCGGUUCCAAAGGUUCGUGUUUAUGAAGCAGAUCUUUUAGAUCCUGAGUCUAAGGUGAAGAUAAAUCAUGGUGUUGCUAUUUGUCACUUAGAUACAACUGCUUGGAGCCCAACACACGGUGCAUUCAUGGCUCUUGGGUCUGGUCCGGGUAAGAUUGAAGUGUGUCAUUGGAUCUUUGAGAAUGACAUGACCUGGACUACUACCGACUAAAGCAGCAUUUCCACCAUAGUCAAUAUGUGUUUAAUUCUAUGUCAUGUCAAAUUACUAGUUUUCAUUUCUAGUUUUUAGAAAUAAGUGGUUUUCCAUUUGAAGAAAAUGAAUUAUUUAUCAUCUUACUAUUUGCAUGUUUGGAUUGAAUGUAAGAUUGACAAAAUCAUAAGGUGUCAAUGUGAUGAAAAUCACACGGUAGCAUCAUAAUUUCGUCAAACUUCCAAACAUACAUUAUCAUAUUCUCUUGUGUAGGUGUUUGAUAGUUGGGUUUCUAAUGAAUGGUAACUUAAUAUUAUUAGUGUUUUCACUUGUCAUGAAA
Molecule: messenger RNA, 2322 nt
Organism: Medicago truncatula (barrel medic)
Lineage: Eukaryota; Viridiplantae; Streptophyta; Magnoliopsida; Fabales; Fabaceae
Product: polygalacturonase non-catalytic subunit AroGP2
Exons: 2
Coding region: 120-2003 (627 amino acids)
Source: RefSeq, a predicted model, not a curated record